AGUCGAUGUGCUCAUCCACCAAUAAGUCACUGUAAAUUGUCCGGACACGUAGAUUCUGCAACGAUGGAAGGAAGUUUGCUGGAACCAACUUUGUUUACCGUGAAAGGAAUUUGUAUCCUGGACAAUGAUGGAAAUCGCAUUCUUGCCAAAUACUACGAUAAGAAUGUCUUCCCCACAGUGAAAGAGCAAAAAGCCUAUGAGAAGAAUUUAUUCAACAAAACUCAUCGUGCUAAUGCAGAGAUUAUUAUGCUCGAUGGAUUAACCAGUGUUUACAAGAGCAAUGUGGAUCUCUUCUUCUACGUGAUGGGCAGUACGCAUGAGAAUGAGCUGAUUUUGAUGUCGGUGCUUAAUUGCUUGUUUGACUCUGUUAGCAUGAUCCUGAAAAAGAAUGUGGAGAAGAGGACGGUGCUGGAGAAUCUGGACAUUGUCAUGUUGGCAGUUGAUGAAAUUUGCGACGGGGGAAUAAUUCUGGAUGCAGAUCCUUCAUCCGUGGUUAAGAGAGUUGAUCUUCGUAAUGAUGACAUUCCAAUUGGGGAACAGACCGUUGCACAGGUCUUCCAAUCGGCAAGAGAACAACUGAAGUGGUCGUUACUUAAAUGAAAUAAUAAUAAAAAAUAAUUAAGUACACUCUCUUCUCGCUAAAGAAAAAAAAAGAAUGUCUCUAAAAUCAACCACUUAAAAAUAAAUUAUUAUUUCUUUAAAAAAAAUACAUAUUUCACCGCGAAAUUUGCAAUAAAUAAUCAAUAUAUUA
Lutzomyia longipalpis is the source of this 751-nucleotide messenger RNA. RefSeq names its product coatomer subunit zeta-1 (gene zetaCOP). The coding region runs from base 64 to 600 and encodes 178 amino acids. NCBI's taxonomy places the organism in Eukaryota, Metazoa, Arthropoda, Insecta, Diptera, Psychodidae. The transcript is spliced from 5 exons. Gene Ontology annotation, cellular component: COPI vesicle coat. Gene Ontology annotation, biological process: intracellular protein transport; intra-Golgi vesicle-mediated transport; retrograde vesicle-mediated transport, Golgi to endoplasmic reticulum. The record is from RefSeq and is a predicted model, not a curated record.